AUGGAUGGUGGGCUAUUGCCUUCACGCUUACGCGCUGUUUUGUCCGAAGUGGAAGCCGUGCUCCAGUCUCUCACUAGGCAGGCCGAUGAGGCUUGGAAUAAGGAAGAGAAGCGUCUGCAAAAAAGCUAUCGAAAGCUGCGCCGCCGCUGCAGCGAACCAGCUUCGGACGCAGUGGCUGUCGCUGCGGAUGAUACUCAUGUUGCUGAUGCAGAGCUGGAAGCCGAGCAGGAGGAAGCCGUGCAAGUCCGUGAAGCAGACGUUUCCGGGUCUUCCAGUACACCUGUGCUGUCUGAUCAGCACCUGACCUUGUUUCGCAAGAUGAACGAGUGGGGAUUUCUGGACAACACUCAGAAGCUAGUGCGCUUGCAGCAGGCCGAAGAAGCAUCAAGGCGCUCACGGAGGAGCUUGGGCCAGGAAGAGCUGGCAGAUAUCCUCAACAUGGCUGCAGCUUGCAUUACGGCCCCUCGCAGACAUGCGAGGCAACCGCACAGGGAUGCCACCAACGGAGGCGACGUCAGAGCUGUCCCGGAAUCGGAGGAGCCGUCGACAAUGGACCUGCAGAAGCGCGUUCGGUCGUUGUUAUUGCAUGCACUCCGUAUGUGGCAGAUGAACCAACUCGAUUGUAAAGCGAUCGAGCAUGUCUUGGACUGCGUGCAAGAGAAGAUCAGCAAAUUCGAGAGCAAGGCUUGGCUGAAAAUCAAGCAGAUGGUCGAUGAGUUGCUGCUUCGGGUAGAGGUGCCUUCGAACCCACCGCACGCGAAAAGGACAAGAAAAGCCCAUGCGGAAAGUGGUCCUAAAGUCAACGUAAGACUGGAGCGCCAGAGUGGCAUUCAGAAUAUUUCCUGGGUUGUGCAAAAGGCAGCCUGGAAAUGCGAAGAAUCCAGCAGAUGCGGUGGCGUUCGCACUGUGAAAUCUCGCGUGUUUCCAAUCUCCAAGUUCCUCGAGGAAGGCCUUGGUGAGGAGGCGGCCGUCGAGGCCGCGCUGCAGGAAGCCAAAGCGUUCCGCGAGGAGCUUGUGCGGCAGGGCAAGUUGAAGCCCCCGAUGCCGAAAGGCCCCAGCUCGACUGUGAGGGGCGUUAACUUUGACAGAGGCACUCAGAAGUGGCAGGUGCAGCUGUACCAUCACGCCGACAAGAAGCGUGUGCGCGGUGGUUACUUCGUUGACAAAGCGGAAGCGGAGGUCAAGGGCCGGGAGAUGGCUAGGUACCUUGAGAAGCUUGGCUUGGAACUGAAGACAGGUACCUUCAACCUCUUCAGCCGACUACUCCCGGCGACAGAGCUUGAGGCCGAUCCUACGGCCUGCACAGCAGAAAGUUCCAGCGGAAGUGGAGCCUUUGACCCCACGUUGCUAUCGGAUGCCUGUGACGUGCAGGAAGUCACCGGGACCUUCCUGUUUUGGGAUGUUUUCUAG
Messenger RNA from Symbiodinium sp. CCMP2456, 1410 nucleotides. The record is from the annotation of a GenBank genome assembly. Lineage: Eukaryota; Dinophyceae; Suessiales; Symbiodiniaceae.